Messenger RNA from Recurvomyces mirabilis, 1770 nucleotides. RefSeq lists its product as uncharacterized. Gene Ontology annotation, molecular function: DNA end binding. The record is from RefSeq and is a predicted model, not a curated record. The coding region runs from base 1 to 1770 and encodes 589 amino acids. Gene Ontology annotation, cellular component: DNA ligase IV complex; nucleus. The transcript has a single exon. Gene Ontology annotation, biological process: double-strand break repair via nonhomologous end joining. NCBI's taxonomy places the organism in Eukaryota, Fungi, Ascomycota, Dothideomycetes, Mycosphaerellales, Teratosphaeriaceae.
AUGGCAUCCUGGAAGUCCAUCCGCCUCCCACAGGAUAAUCUCCCUCACCUCCUCGUCAAAGCACGUCUCGACCCCACAGGAUAUACCAUCCACCUGACAGACCUGAGCCGAAUAUGGAGCGAAACCCUAACCAAACGCGAAGUCGAACGUCGAGCCAUCAAAGAAGACUGUAGUAUCGAUCCUGGGGAAGACGACCAACAAUAUUCCAUUCUCCUGGACAAACUACGCAGCACGUUGACACAACAGGACAACACAACUCUAACCCUGAAACCCGCUCAGCAAGCCGACGGCCUACUGCUAGAUCUCUCCGCACCAUUACCUCAUCCUCUACAACCCCUCAAAUGGACAAUCCACCUGACCCUCCAACCCCAACCCCAAAUCGCCACCCAACUGAUCCAUCCCCUGAUCCUCCUAUCCCAAACCCAACACUCUCAAACCCACCAUCUCAUCCACCACGAGCUGAGUGAAAAGGAUCGUAUCAUCGCGAAACUCACCGAUCGUCUGGAGACUUCGGGAAAUGAUCUGACGACUGUGUUUCCCGGUGUGAGUCAUGUUAAGCUCUCGCGAAGAAAGACGCAGAGGGAGCAGUUGGCGAGAUAUGUGAGGGGUUUGGGAGACUUUGAUGAGGGUUUAUGGAGACAGCAGGUGAAGGAUGCACAUCGGGAGGAUGGGGCGGGUAGUGUGGGGUUGGAAGCGAUGGAAGGUGUUUUGAGCGAGCUACCCGAGGCUGUUACUGAAGGCGAGGCCGAGUAUGCUCAGGAGUGGUGGAAGACGCUCGAUGAAAGUCGUAUAUCGCAGAAGAGUAAUUCUCAUCCUGCCGGUACGACAAAUGGUCCUGCUAAGCAAGGAAGUGCCAGACCAACCCCAGCACCACCAGCAGAUACAGAUCAUGAGAUCCCGACUACCAACGAUGACUCUUUCGAUGCGGAUUUCCAGCGCCAGGGUACACCACCACACCUCAGGCAAAGCAAUCAUCGUCCUUCUCCAGCUAUUACCAACCCUACCUCUUUGAAGUCGCCACUUCCUGCUCCUCCUCCAGUGGCAGUACAGCCGGACGACGAGAGUACAGAAGACGAAAGCGAUCUCGAUGCACCUAUCAAGAAAGCAAGACCAGGUCAGGCUAGUCACUCGAGCAUGCCGACACGUCGGCGGAGUGUAAAUCCAGAUGUGCCACUAGCGGAAUCAAGCGCUAGUGAGAGGCAAAAGCACUCCUCACCGCCACCCGUAUCUCCACCGCAACAAGCCCCGCAGCCUCGUGGGAAGCUGGGAGCUAUAGGCGGCAAAUUAAACGCUCCUGCCACUCCCUCGCCUCCACCGGAAGCUGAACAGGAGCUGGAAAGCAUGGAGGUAGAUCCCGGCCCAGCACCUGGAAAACCUCGUACGAAGCUAGGCACGAUAGGCGGGAGAUCCAAAACCUCCACCACCCCGCCUCCAGGAGAGCCAGUGACGAUCUCAACCACCGCAUCCCCAGCCAAACGCCACGGCCUAGGCACCAUCGGCGGGAAGAAAGCUGGGAAGCUAACAACCGCCAGUGCUACCGACACGAACCAACCACGACAGGUUUCAGAACGCCCCUCAGCAGCAGCCUCAGCCUCAGCAACGACAGCCACAGAGCGUAAAUCCCGAGCUCCAGAAAGAAAUGAAAUAGCGAGAAAGCCCACGCUACCACGCGAGACGUCGCAGGAGCGAGCGGAUAGGAAGCGGAAUGAGCUGAAGCGGCAACUAGAUGAGAAGGCCAAGGUACCUGUGAAGAAGAAGAGGAAAUUUUGA